Daucus carota subsp. sativus is the source of this 2109-nucleotide messenger RNA. Its product is annotated as beta-fructofuranosidase, insoluble isoenzyme 2. The transcript is spliced from 7 exons. Gene Ontology annotation, biological process: carbohydrate metabolic process. Gene Ontology annotation, molecular function: hydrolase activity, hydrolyzing O-glycosyl compounds. NCBI's taxonomy places the organism in Eukaryota, Viridiplantae, Streptophyta, Magnoliopsida, Apiales, Apiaceae. The record is from RefSeq and is a predicted model, not a curated record. The coding region runs from base 173 to 1942 and encodes 589 amino acids.
UAACUGUAGAAUAUCAAAAUUUUGUUUGAACUAGAUUUCAGAAACUAGUCAGUCUGAACUCUGAAGAAGCGCGCCUGCACUACCAGUAGUUUGUUAUACUUACAGAUUCUGAUUUCUAAAAUCACGGGCCAGCCUCCGAUAUUAUCUACCGGCCCUAAUAAAUUACUCUUUCAUGCUCAUUCGAUGCUUUCACAUCAAAAUGGCACUUGUCACUUGUUUUAACACUAUCUUGUUUUUGGUAUUCAUCUUCUCCCUGGAUGUUAAUAUCAGGGGCGUUGAAGCUUCUCAUCAAGUUUUUCCUGAGCUUCAGUCUGUUUCUGCCGUCAAUGUCCAGCUUGUCCACAGAACUGGCUACCAUUUUCAACCCAAGAAACACUGGAUCAACGAUCCAAAUGGACCAAUGUACUACAAAGGAUUUUACCAUCUCUUCUAUCAGUACAAUCCCAAAGGUGCAGUUUGGGGGAACAUUGUAUGGGCUCACUCUAUUUCAAAAGACUUGAUCAACUGGGUCGCGCUGGAGCCAGCCAUAUUUCCAUCUAAACCAUUUGAUAAGUAUGGAUGUUGGUCCGGCUCAGCCACCGUGCUUCCUGGUGGUAAGCCCGUCAUAAUGUAUACUGGAAUAGUAACGCCUUCCCCAGUAAAUACCCAAGUACAGAAUUUUGCUGUUCCUGCUAAUUAUUCGGAUCCAUAUCUUCGCGAAUGGAUCAAACCAGACAACAAUCCAAUUGUUAGAGCCCGGAGUGAGAAUUCGUCUUCAUUUCGUGAUCCAACCACUGCAUGGUUUGAUGGUGUCCACUGGAAAAUUCUUGUGGGGAGCCGGAGAAAACACAGAGGCAUUGCUUAUUUAUAUAGAAGUAGGAAUUUUUUGAAAUGGACAAAGGCCAAACACCCUUUACAUUCUAAAGACCGCACUGGAAUGUGGGAAUGCCCUGAUUUUUACCCGGUAGCGCCUAAAGGUAUGAAUGGAUUGGACACUUCAGUAACCGGCCAAGACAUUAAGCAUGUCCUGAAGGUUAGUUUAGAUUCUACUAGAUAUGAGUACUACACUGUUGGAGAAUAUGACCGAGACAACGAUAUCUAUGUCCCGGAUAACACCUCUGUUGAUGGCUGGGCUGGACUCAGAUACGAUUAUGGCAACUUCUAUGCUUCGAAGACAUUCUUUGAUCCAGACAAGCAGAGGAGAAUCUUGUGGGGUUGGGCCAAUGAGUCGGACAGCAAACAAGAUGAUGUUCAGAAGGGAUGGGCUGGAAUUCAGUUAAUUCCAAGAAAACUGUGGCUGGAUCCAAAUGGCAAACAGUUGAUACAAUGGCCAAUCGAAGAAAUACAAUUGCUAAGAGGGCAAAAUAUACAUAUGGGAAGUCAAGUGCUUAAUAUGGGAGAGCAUAUUGAAGUAAAAGGAGUUACAGCAGCACAGGCCGAUGUCGAUGCAACAUUCUCCUUCAAGAGCUUGGACAGAGCUGAAUGGUUCGAUCCUAAUUGGGCCAAGUUAGACGCUCUUGAUGUUUGUGAUUGGAUGGGAUCAACUGUCAGAGGUGGACUCGGACCAUUUGGGUUUUUGACGUUGGCUUCAGAAAAACUAGAAGAAUAUACUCCUGUCUUCUUCAGAGUUUUCAAGACAAAAGAUAAACUUAAAGUUCUUAUGUGCUCUGAUGCAAAACGGUCUUCCACGACGGCAGAGGGACUAUACAAGCCACCAUUUGCAGGAUAUGUAGACGUGGAUUUAUCGGAUAAAAAGAUUUCUCUUAGAAGCUUGAUUGAUAAUUCAGUAGUGGAGAGCUUUGGUGCUCAUGGAAGGACGUGUAUAACAUCCAGAGUUUAUCCAAAAAUAGCAAUAUAUAACAAUGCUCAUCUGUUUGUGUUCAAUAAUGGCACAGAGGCGAUCACCAUAGACAGUCUGGAUGCUUGGAGCAUGAAGGCGCCUUCACUCAUGAACAACAACUAAAAAAUGAAAAUUAAUAAGGGUCGUCAUUUGUAGGAAUCACAGUCUUUUUAUAUUAACUCCUUUUAUCGAGACUUAUAUUUUGCCUUAUUGAUUAUUAGUAGGAAAAAGUGUGUAUAGUUAAGAACUUAAAAUUUAUGAAAUAAAUUGCAACAAUUGUAGUAUAUUUU